Molecule: messenger RNA, 13665 nt
Organism: Rhagoletis zephyria (snowberry fruit fly)
Lineage: Eukaryota; Metazoa; Arthropoda; Insecta; Diptera; Tephritidae
Gene: kl-5
Product: male fertility factor kl5
Biological process (GO): microtubule-based movement
Cellular component (GO): axonemal dynein complex
Molecular function (GO): dynein light intermediate chain binding; ATP binding; dynein intermediate chain binding
Source: RefSeq, a predicted model, not a curated record
AUGGCGGCCGCCGAAGAAAAAGAUAAGGAAAAAAAGGAAAAAGUCGAUGCGCGUUUCGAUUAUUUUAAUAAUUAUGUAAUGAAAACUUUAAGACUGAAAAACGAACGCUGGGUUAAGAUGAUGGGUAUACCUGAGUCAAAGGAUCUCAUACAAACCUUCCUCAGCAAUCCCAGUCAGCCACAUUUGGUUUUCUACAUAAACAUUGCUUCGAUUUUGACGCCCGCCUUUGACUUUCCACCAAAGCCACGCAGCAAAAUUGUUUACUUCAUGCGACGCGAAAUACCCUGCGAACUUACCCUGGAGGACAUGGAUAGCAAACUUAUGGUUGGUGAUAUACUGCCAAAUGUGCUGGAAAAUCUAUCAGUACUCUGUGAUGAUGUCAUAUUUCCGGUGGUCAACAAUCCAGUCAAUCAAGAUGGUUGGACAUCGGUGAUAGUUAAUGAUAUGAGAACUGAAUCACAGGACUUGCGCAAUGGCAUAGCACAAAUGAAAGGCAUCGUUAUUAAUCGCACAAUUCUACCACUGCCCAUAUGUAUUGACGAAGUGAUGGAUUGCGCGCCACAAAUUGCAUCCGGCGAUCUAAGCAAGUUCACAAACCUACUCAAGCAUUCGCUGGAAAUCAUGGUGGUCAAGUGGCAAGACUCCGUUGAAGAUCUAGUUUUGGUAAAAUGUCGUGACCGUAUGUAUGACAAGGAAUUACAUCCGAAACCCGAUAUGCUCUUCGCCUUUUGGGAAACUCGCUUGGAGAACUUGGAGAAUCUAGCCGAUCAGUUGGGCGAUAAGCGUAUCAAAACAAUCGGUUUUGUGCUCGAAAAAAUCAAUUCUGUCUUCGAGUCCACCUAUCGAAAGAUCGUCGAAUUGGUGCUGCAAGCCUUGGCAGAAGCGCGUGACAUUACCAAAUUUUUGACGCCCCUGGCCAAAAUGGUGGACACUUUCGAAUCGAAUCGCAUGGAGGACAAUCGCGCUCAAUUGCGGCCGUUGCUGCUAACCGUUGGCCUGGUGUGGGGCCAUUCAAAAUACUUUCACACUUUGGACAACAUGGUUCUACUUUUCGAGCUGCUGCAUAACACAAUCAUUGAGAAUGUCAUACUAACCAUCGAACCGGAGAGUUGUUUUGGCGAUGUUGAUGAGGCUUACAAGCGCAUUGUGACAAAUCUUGAUCACUUAGACUACUACAAGAAAACUUAUGACAGCUGCCGCUCUAGCUUGAAGAAAUUCAAAAUUGGCACAGAAUUCAAUUCACAAGACUGGACAUGGCACCCGAAGACGAUUUUCGAUAGAUUCGAUCGCUUUGUAGAUCGACUUAAUGUGUUGAAGGGAAUCUUCGAUACGGGCCGUGAUUUCCUUAAGCUGGAAAAAAUCGUUGUCGGCGGUUUGAAGGGCCGUCAAAUAUCCGCUGCACUUUCACAAAUUCUUGAGAAAUUCAACAACGAAUAUCGCGAUUGGACAAACGGCAUGACAUACAAUGUGCUCGACCCCGACGAUUUCAUUGAACAAUUUGAAAAGGAUGUAGCGAAAUUUCACGAAUUCGCCGAACAGCUGGAGCGACGCAUGGCCUUUCAAUUCGAAUUGGCGCUGCUGGACUCGCACGAUUUGAUGCUCUGUGGCAGUUUGCUGCUGAGGCCGAUCAUCAAAGCGCAAAUAGAUCCGCAUAUGCACAUACUGGUGGACGAUUUGGAGGAGGAAAUACUCGCAGUUAAGGAGGAUUUUAAUGCUUACGAGGCGAUUUAUAAACAGUCGGGUGUGCAGGGACUGCCAACUGAUAAAUGUUUUCCAAAACUUUCUGGCGCCAUUUCUUGGCUACACAAAUUGCGGCAUCGCAUCACAUGGAUCAAAACAGACUACGAACUCUACGAAUACCCACUUUUCGAUAACGAACAUGGCGAACAAACGCUGGAUAUUUACCAUCAAAUGCUCAACGAAAUCGAUGCGCUAAAGAAGACCAUACUUGAAGAGUGGUAUACAACAGUGCGCGAACACAUUGACCAUGGCAUGGCUCAGACGCUGUUGCAAAAGGACGAAUUUGGUGUACUGUCAGUGAAUUUCACGCAGGAGUUGGCGAAUGCUUUGAAGGAUAUCAAAGUGUUGCGCAUUAUGGAGUGUGAAGUCCCAGAGGAGCUUGUAGAGUUCUUCGAACGUGAUGAAACAUUCUGGCAAGCGCGUCUCAAACUCAGGCGUAUAGCGGAAUGGUACAACGAUGUUAACGCACGCUCACAGCCGACGGAAAAGGAUCUGAUACGUGCGGAACUCAGUGCGAUUGAGAUGUAUAUGGAGCCCUUUAUAAGUGAUAUAAUUUGGAUGUCAAUUGAUCAGCGAUUUAUUAACAAAGUUUUUGCCAAGAUUAGUCAUUUGCAAAAGCGCAUCGAGAAAUGCCAAGCCAAUUUGGAAGCUAUAAAGCAAAGUAUUAAUGCCUGGGGCAAAGUGCCACUUUUCCAACGUAAAGAUCUCAAUCCCAAAGCACUACUAGCCGUCGAACCACGUUCGGUUAUUAUGGAAAAACGGCGCCAGCAAGCAUUGGUCACUAAGGAAUUGAUAGACAAAUUAAUGUUGGAGAAUGCUAAGCUAUUUUUUGACAUACCGCAUCGGUAUGAAAUCGAUGAGGGCAGCAGCGAAGCUAUUGAAGAGGAGAAUAACGAAGAGAGCGCAGCAGGAAAUGCACGAGAGGGAUUAAAACGUAUCACGAUGAUGCCAACUGAAAGCCCAGAAGAGGAAGAAGAAAGUUCAUCGGAGGACGAGCUAAUUACGCCGCAACAUCGCUACGAUUUGCUGCAAACGCUCAGCGCGGAAGAGCGCGCACAAUUUCGUCAGUAUGAAAAGUAUGUGGAUGAACAAAUCGCUGCUCAACUAUUGGAUGCAGUCAUUACCAGUGUUACAUACUUGCGAAUGGAGAUUGAUAAUCGCUAUGAGAAUGAUGCGCCAAUUUUUGAAAUUCUCAUGGAGCUGCAAGAGCCAAUGGUGGUGUACUUUUUAAAUUUGGAUCCCACUUCGAAGCAUGGUUUUACAAUGCAUGUGGAGGGUUUAAUUGAUGAUAUGUACAAAAUGAUGGGCAUGUUGCCGCGUGUAGCGCAGGAGCUGACAGCGGAGGAUGCGGAGCCCGAAAAUUUUAUGUCGGAAUUGAAAGACAAAGCCGAUAUGCAUAAGCAACGUAAUGACAUAAUGACUAAAGUGAAAAUCGCACUGCAACAGAUACGUUCCCACUCAAAAAUCUAUAUGGAAUAUUCGUAUUUAUGGCUAUCAAAUAAACAGCAAUAUCUUGCCGAAGUUAAGAAAUUUGGACGCCCCUUGAGUGUACUGGAACGCGAAUCAGAAUUGGGCGGUGAAGGCGAAUCGGGUGUAAAGCCAUUGAAGGAAGAGCAUCCGCCGCUAAGUGUCUACAAGGAACAGUUGGACAAAUUUAUUGCCUUGCAAAGCGAGAUCUCACAAUGGGAGUUAUAUUCUGACUUUAACGUUUGGUUGCGCUUAAAUAAGAGAGGUUUUAAAAACGCUAUGCUAAAUCAAGUGGGGAAAUGGAUAAGUCUCUUUAAGCAGGAUCUAAUUGAUAGAGUUAAGAACUCACUACAGGAAUUGGAAGACUUUGUCGACGAAGCUCACGAAGCGCUCAAAAUCGAGCUCAACAAAGAUGACUUUGAGGGUUUACUCAAAAUUCUUUCUGUACUCAAUACAAUCAACGAAAAGCAAUACACUUAUGAUUACAUGUUCGACCCAUUACGUGAGGUGGUCGAUUUGUUGAAGCAAUACAAUUAUGACUUUAAGGAUAGCGUGUUGGCGCAGCUAAGCGAACUGCCCGACAAGUGGAUGAAGGUGAAAAAAAAUGCUGCCGCCGUCAAGCAAACGAUUGCGCCCAUACAGUCCUACCAAGUCGAUCUGAUUGAGAAACGGAUUAUACUUUGCGAUACUAUGGCUAAUCAGUAUCGCAAGCGAUUUCUGCGCAAAAGGUUCUUCCAAGUUCCUUGUGAUAAUCCAUAUGAGUUCAUUGACGAAGCUGAUUUGGAAAUAACCGCUUUGGAGGAACGUCAGAACUCAUUAACGGAGUCAGCUGUACUUUUCGAACUGCAAGGUCCAGAUCUAAGUAAAAUUGAACGCUGUCGCUUUGAAUUAAAACUUCUAAAGGUGAUGUGGGACUUUGCAAUAACAAUUACGACAACGAUCAACGAAUGGAAAAAGACGCCUUGGAAGAAAAUCGAUAUUGAGUCGAUGGAUCAAGAAUGCAAGAAGUUCGGUAAAGAGUUGCGUGGGCUAGGCAAAGAAAUGCGCACAUGGGAUCCUUACAUACAUACGGAGAAUCAAUUGAAGAACCUAAUGACUUCACUACGCGCUGUAACAGAGUUGCAGAAUCCAGCAAUACGUGAUCGCCACUGGUUUGAAUUGAUGCAAACGACCGGCGUCAAGUUCAGCAUGGAUGAUUCAACUACGCUCAAAGAUCUGAUCGAUUUGAACUUGCACGAGUACGAGGAGGAAGUGAAGAACAUUGUGGACAAAUCGGUAAAGGAACAAGCGAUGGAAAAGAUGCUUAAGGAUCUUGCCAACACAUGGGCUAACAUGGAGUUCCAGAAUGAAAUACACGAACGCACUGGACUCAAGCUACUUAAGGCAUCAGAGGAAAUGAUCGAAACCUUAGAAGAUAACCAAGUACAGUUGCAAAAUAUGGCAUCGUCCAAGUAUGUUGGUUUCUUUCAGCACGAGGUCGCUGCUUGGCAACAAAAGUUAUCCAAUGCAGAUCAGAUAAUCGGUUCCUGGUUUGAGGUGCAGCGCAAGUGGCAAUAUCUAGAGAGCAUCUUCAUCGGUUCCGAGGAUAUAAGAUCACAAUUGCCCGAAGACUCCAAGCGCUUCGACUACAUUGAUCGCGAAUUCAAGCAAUUGCUAAAUCAAAUGAAUGCCGAUCACAAUGUAGUGCGUGCAACUAACAGGCCGAAUAGCAAGCUAUACGAAACACUCGAAUCGCUACUCAAACAACUCACCAUGUGCGAAAAGGCGCUCAAUGAUUAUCUCGAGACCAAACGACUUGCAUAUCCACGUUUCUAUUUCGUUUCCUCCGCCGAUCUGCUGGACAUUCUCUCCAAUGGUAAUAAUCCCCAAAUGGUGUGCCGCCACUUGACUAAACUUUACGAUUCCAUGGGCCGCUUGGAAAUGAUCGCCGGCACAAAGGUAGCUGUCGGCAUGAUAGCCAAGGAACACGAGGAGCUAGUGCCUUUCUUAAACGAUUGCGACUGCAGCGGUAAAGUCGAGGUGUGGCUCAAUCGUGUAACGGACAAAAUGCGUGAAACGCUGCGUGAUCAUUUUCGGCGCGCAGUUAUCGCAUACGAAGAGAAACCGCGCCACAUUUGGAUCUUCGAAUGGCCCGCGCAACCGGCUUUGGUAACAACGCAAAUUUGGUGGACAACCGAAACUAAUGACGCAUUUGCCAAAGUACAGCAGCGUUACGAGAACGCAAUCAAAGACUACAAUAAGAAGCAAGUGGCACAGCUGAACAAUUUAAUUAACAUUCUCCUGACCGAUCUGUCGGCAUCCGAUCGGCAAAAGAUCAUGACCGUUUGCACGAUCGAUGUGCACAGUCGCGAUGUGGUGGCGAAAAUUAUUUCGGCAAAGGUUGAGGUGGCCACAGCGUUUCAAUGGCAGAGCCAAUUGCGUCAUCGCUGGGAUACAAAGUACGAUGAUUGCUUUGCCAAUAUCUGCGAUGCACAAUUCAAGUACGACUAUGAAUAUUUGGGUAAUACGCCACGUCUGGUAAUCACACCGCUAACCGAUCGCUGCUACAUAACCCUAACACAGUCCUUGCACUUGGUGAUGGGUGGCGCGCCAGCCGGUCCCGCAGGCACGGGCAAGACGGAAACUACCAAGGAUCUCGGGCGUGCGCUGGGCAUGAUGGUGUACGUGUUCAAUUGCUCCGAGCAAAUGGAUUACAAAUCUUGUGGCAAUAUACACAAGGGACUAGCGCAAACCGGCGCUUGGGGCUGCUUUGAUGAAUUCAAUCGCAUAUCGGUGGAAGUGCUCUCCGUGGUGGCAGUGCAAGUGAAAUGCAUACAGGAUGCCAUUAAGGCAAAGAAGGUGAUGUUCAACUUUCUAGGCGAAAUUAUAUCGCUGCGUCCGACAGUCGGCAUGUUUAUCACCAUGAAUCCCGGCUAUGCGGGACGCGCAGAAUUGCCCGAAAAUCUAAAAGCGCUUUAUCGCCCCUGUGCCAUGGUUGUGCCGGAUUUUGCGCUCAUUAGUGAAAUUAUGAUGGUGGCAGAAGGCUUCCAGGAAGCGCGUCCGUUAGCUCAAAAAUUCAUUACACUCUACACGCUGUGCAAGGAGCUGUUAUCAAAGCAGGAUCACUACGAUUGGGGUUUGCGUGCCAUCAAGUCGGUGCUGGUAGUUGCCGGUUCUUUGCGACGUGAUGACCGCUACCGUCCCGAAGAUCAGGUGCUCAUGCGUGCCCUACGUGAUUUCAAUAUACCGAAAAUCAUAACCGAUGAUGUGCCAGUAUUUAUGGGUCUUAUUGGCGAUUUAUUCCCCAAUUUAGAUGUGCCGCGAAAACGUUCUCUGGAGUUUGAAGCUAUCAUCAAAAGAUCGGCAAUUGAUCUUAAACUACAACCGGAAGAGGGAUUCAUUCUGAAAAUUGUACAACUGGAGGAGCUGUUUGCUGUCAGACAUUCGGUAUUCAUAAUUGGCUUCGCCGGCACCGGAAAAUCUGAGGUGUGGAAGACCUUAAAUAAAACGUAUCAAAAUCAAAAACGCAAACCGCACUACAAUGAUCUCAAUCCGAAAGCCGUUACUAAUGAUGAGCUUUUCGGUAUUGUCAAUCCGGCGACACGUGAAUGGAAAGAUGGACUAUUCUCAAUUAUUAUGCGCGAUCAAGCAAAUCUAGGUGGUACGGGUCCUAAAUGGAUCGUAUUGGAUGGUGACAUUGAUCCGAUGUGGAUUGAAAGUCUGAAUACGGUCAUGGAUGAUAAUAAAGUGCUGACACUGGCGAGCAACGAACGCAUUGCUUUGACUAAGGAGAUGCGUCUACUUUUCGAAAUCGCGAAUCUAAAAACGGCGACACCUGCCACAGUAUCGCGCGCCGGUAUUCUCUACAUCAAUCCGCAAGAUCUUGGCUGGAGCCCCUUCAUACAGUCGUGGCUGAAUACGCGUCCAAAUCAAACGGAGAUCGCCACACUCAAUGUACUCUUCGACAAGUAUGUGCCGCCCAUGUUGGAUGUAUUCAACAAACGUUUGAAGCGUAUCACGCCCAUCUCGAAUAUCGCCAUGCUGCAAAUGACCUGCUUCCUGCUCGAUUGCAUGCUUACGCCGCAAAAUGUACCCAACGACUGCCCGAAAGACUGGUACGAGAUAUACUUUGUAUUCAGCAUAAUUUGGGGCUUUGGCUCCACGCUCUUUCAGGAUCAAAUCAUCGACUGGCGCAACGAAUUUCACAAGUGGUUCAUUAAUGAAUUCAAAACGAUCAAAUUUCCACCGGGAAAUAAUGUAUUUGCCUACUAUGUGGACCAUGAAACGAAGAACUUUUUACCUUGGACUAAGUUGGUGCCCUCAUUUGAACUCGAUCCGGACGUGCCCUUGCAAGCCAACCUCGUACACACAUCGGAGACAACGCGUUUGCGUUAUUUUAUGGACGUGCUCGUAGCCGAUAAUCACCCAGUUAUGCUUAUCGGCGCAGCUGGCUCUGGAAAAACAAUUAUAAUGGGCUCUAAACUCAACGCGCUGCCAACUGAGAAGUUUGCCAUACAAAAUGUACCAUUCAACUUUUAUACCACAUCGGAGAUGUUGCAGCGCGUGCUGGAAAAGCCCUUGGAGAAGAAAGCUGGCCGCAACUAUGGGCCGCAGGGUAACAAGAAUAUGCUGUACUUCGUAGAUGACAUGAAUAUGCCAGAAGUGGAUAAGUACGGCACCGUGCAGCCACAUACGCUCAUACGUCAAUUCAUGGACUAUAGGCAUUGGUAUGAUCGCACGAAGAUGACACUACGUGACAUACACAAUUGCCAAUUUGUGUCGUGCAUGAAUCCUUCGGCGGGUUCGUUCACCAUAAAUCCACGGCUACAGCGACACUUCUGUUCCUUUGCGGUAAACGCGCCCGCAGCCGAUGCGCUCUUCCACAUUUUGUACUCGAUUCUCUCACAACAUUUGGCAGCGCCACAUCUCAAAUUCGACAAGGCCGUAAUAAAACUGGCAGAACCUUUGGUGCAAACAGCCAUUUCAUUGCACCAGAAAGUAGCCACAACAUUCCUGCCUACGGCCAUCAAGUUUCAUUACAAUUUCAAUCUGCGUGACAUAGCCAAUAUUUUUACAGGCGUUCUGUAUGCGAAUCACGAAACUUGUCCCAAUCCAAACCAGCUCCUGCGCCUGUGGGUGCAUGAAUGCAAUCGCGUUUACGGCGACAAGCUCGUCGAUCAUACGGACAUAAUCAACUUCCAGAAGUUACUGAGCGAGAUGGUGCGAAAAGGUAUUGAAUCCUUCUCCGAGGAUAUUGUCUUUUCGAAGCCGCUUAUCUACUGCCACUUUGCCAAAGGGCUUUCCGACAUCAAAUAUAUGGCCAUACCCGACUGGGAACGCCUGCAUCGUUUGUUGACCGAAGCACAAGAGCGCUACAACGACUUUGUCGGCGCACUGAAUUUGGUGCUUUUCGAAGAUGCCAUGGCACACGUCUGUCGCAUAAGUCGCAUACUAGAAUCUUCGCGCGGCUACGCGCUCCUCAUCGGUGUCGGCGGUUCUGGAAAGCAAUCGCUCACGCGUCUUGCGAGCUUUAUCUCAUCACUGGACGUAUUCCAAAUACAACUCACUAAAGAUUACAGCAACAACGACUUGAAGGCAAACUUGUCUACGCUAUAUAUGAAGGCUGGUGUGAAAUCCACGCCUUGUUGUUUCCUUAUGACCGACUCGGAGGUAGCGCGUGAGCAAUUCUUGGUGCUGGUCAACGAUAUGCUCGCUUCGGGUGAUAUACACGAACUCUUUCCGGACGAUGAGGUUGAAAACAUUAUCAGUGCCAUGCGCAAUGAAGUCAAGCAACUGGGAAUUAUGGAUACGCGCGAAAGCUGCUGGAAGUACUUCAUUGACAAGGUGCGCAGCUUGCUUAAGGUGGUGCUCUGCUUCUCACCGGUCGGCGCUACGCUACGUGUACGUGCACGCAAAUUUCCAGCACUAGUGAAUUGCACAACCAUCGACUGGUUUCACGAAUGGCCACAAGAGGCGCUCGAAUCGGUAUCGGCACGUUUCCUUAACGAAAUCGCAGUGCUGCCCAGAAGUUUGGCCGAUCCGGUGUCCAAGUUUAUGGCUUAUGUUCAUAACACUGUCAACGACAUAUCCCAGGUUUACUUGGCCAACGAUAAGCGCUACAAUUAUACCACACCCAAAUCUUUUCUAGAACUUAUCAAUUUGUAUGCGAAGCUGUUGCAGGAGAAGGUGAAGGCUAAUCAGGAUCGACGUGUGCGUCUGGAGAACGGUCUCAUCAAGUUGGCCAGCUGUUCAAAAGAAGUCGAUGCCUUACAGGACGUACUAAAAGUGCAGGAGGUGGAGCUGAAAGCAAAGAACGAAGAGGCUGAUCAUCUGAUUAAAGUUGUGGGCGCAGAAAAUGAAAAAGUGUCCAAGGAGCGUGCGUUUGCCACCAAAGAGGAGAAAAACGUACGCCAAAUAGAGGAGGAUGUAACAGCGAAAGCAAAGAUGUGCGAGGAAGACUUCCGCAAGGCACAGCCAGCGUUGAUAGCCGCACAGGAGGCCCUUAAUACGCUAAACAAAAAUAACCUAACCGAGUUGAAGUCUUUUGGUUCACCGCCCGAAGCUGUAGUCAGCGUGUGCGCCGCGGUCUUGGUAUUGUUCGCUUCCAAAGGUAAAAUACCAAAGGACCGCACCUGGAAGGCUUGUCGUCAGAUUAUGGGCAAUGUCGAUAAAUUUCUCAGCGAUCUGGUGAACUAUGAUAAGAAGCACAUACAUCCGGAUAUUAUCAAGGCACUACAGCCAUAUAUCAAUGAUCCCGAGUUCAAUCCGGAAAAAAUUAUGGCAAAAUCAGCGGCGGCGGCUGGACUUUGUUCAUGGGUUAUAAAUAUAAAUCGCUUCUACGAUGUAUAUCUGAUAGUUGAACCAAAGGAGCGUGCACUCGUGGAAGCUGAGCAGGAGCUCAAAGAUGCGCGCGACAAGCUGCAAGCACUGAAUGACCGGCUCAAUGAGCUGGAGGAACAGUUGAACGUCUUGCAGAUGGAAUAUGAUGAUGCUUUGGCUAAGAAACAAAAGUGCCAAGAUGAAGCUGACAAGACGGCUUUCACCAUUGACUUGGCCAAUCGUUUGAUAGGCGGUUUGGCCUCGGAAAAAAUACGCUGGACAGAGUCGGUGAAAAGCCUCAAGGAGGGUCAAAUUACGCUGCCGGGCGAUAUGCUGCUCAUCUCAUGCUUCAUAUCUUAUGUCGGCUGCUUUACGCGCCCAUAUCGCAUUGAAUUGCAGCAAAAAAUGUGGUUGCCUACCUUCAAAGCCAGCAAUCCAAAAAUACCCGCAACGGAAGAUAGUGACCCUUUCGAAAUGAUUUGCGACGAUGCACAAAUCGCCGAGUGGAACAACCAGGGAUUACCCAGCGAUCGUAUGUCAUCGGAAAAUGCCGCCAUUUUAGUGCACUCCGAUCGUUAUCCGCUAAUGAUCGAUCCACAGUUGCAAGGCAUUAAGUGGGUGAAGCAAAAGUAUCAAAACAACUUAGUGGUCGUCCGACUAACAAUGAAAGGUUACCUUGACAUGGUGGAGAAGGCCGUCAGCAAUGGCAAUGUUCUGCUGCUCGAAAAUAUUAGCGAAAGUGUUGAUGCUGUACUUAAUCCACUAUUGGGGCGUAUGCUAAUCAAGAAGGGCACUUGCCUCAAAAUGGGCGAUCGAGAAAUCGAUUUCAAUCCAAAGUUUCGUCUCAUACUCCACACGAAAUUAGCCAACCCACAUUAUAAACCAGAAAUGCAAGCACAAACUACACUCAUUAACUUUACUGUCACGCGUGAUGGUCUCGAAGAUCAGCUAUUGGCAGAAGUUGUGAAAGUGGAACGGCCAGAUUUGGAAGUUAUGCGCACACGCUUGACGCAGCAGCAGAACCACUUCAAAAUUACGCUAAAGUUCCUAGAAGAUGAUCUACUGCAACGCUUAUCUUCGGCCGGGGAAAAUGUUUUGGAAGAUGUGACGCUCGUAAUGAAUUUGGAAAAGACCAAAAAGACUGCUGACGAAAUUGAGGUUAAGGUAGCGGAAGCGAAAAUAACCGCAGUGCAAAUAGACACAGCACGCGAAGCUUAUCGUCCCGCUUCUGAACGCGCAUCAAUCAUUUACUUUAUACUCAACGAUCUUUUCAAAAUAAAUCCAAUCUAUCAAUUUUCGCUAAAAGCAUUCACGGUUGUCUUCUCAAAUGCCAUGCAACGCGCUGUGCAGGCGGAGAAGCUGAAAGACCGUGUAGAGAAUCUCAUCGAUUCAAUAACGUAUUGCAGUUUCUUGUACACGUCGCGCGGCCUCUUCGAAUCCGACAAACUUAUCUUUCUUACUCAAAUGUGUCUGCAGAUAAUUAUCAGCGCAGGCGAGGUUGAGCAUGCCGAAUUGGACUUUCUGCUACGCUUCCCUUACAUGCCGAACCAGACAUCGCAGCUUCCGUUCCUGACCAAUGUUGGCUGGGGCGGCAUACGCGCGCUAAGCAAUUUACCGGCGUUUAGAAAUCUCGACAAAGACAUCGAGGGCUCCCACAAGCGUUGGAAGAAGUUUGUCGACUCGGAGUGUCCAGAGCGUGAAAAGUUUCCGGGUGAAUGGAAGACAAAGUCAGCUACACAGCGCUUGUGUAUUAUGCGCUGCAUUCGGCCAGACCGCAUGUCCUACGCCAUGCAAGUAUUUAUUGAGGAGAAGCUUGGCUCCAAGUACAUAGACGCCAGAUCAAUGGAGUUCGCUAAGACCUUCGAAGAGACCAGCCCCGAGACACAUGUUUUCUUUGUACUCUCGCCCGGUGUUGAUCCGCUCAAGGAUGUUGAGAAGUUGGGCAAAGUUAUGGGCUUCCACGGCGAUAAUGAGAACUUCCACAGCGUUUCGCUGGGUCAGGGACAAGAAAUUGUGGCCGAAGACGCUAUUGACACAGCUUCACGCAACGGUCACUGGGUUAUUUUGCAGAAUAUUCAUUUAGUGGCACGUUGGCUGCCCACUUUGGAAAAGAAAAUGGAGGCAUCUCUCAUCGACGUCAAUCCAAAUUAUCGUUUGUUUUUGAGCGCUGAACCAGCAGCGGAUCCCGCUUAUCACAUACUGCCUCAGGGUAUACUAGAAUCGGCUAUUAAAAUCACAAACGAACCGCCGACUGGCAUGCAAGCCAAUGUGCACAAGGCGCUGGAUAACUUCAAUGAGGAAACGCUUGAAAUGUGCUCAAAGGAAACCGAGUUCAAGGGGGUACUGUUCGCGCUCUGCUAUUUCCAUGCAGUCGUAGCUGAACGGCGAAAAUUCGGGCCACAAGGUUGGAAUCGUGUUUACCCAUUCAAUGUGGGCGAUCUGACUAUUUCGGUGUAUGUGCUAUACAACUACUUGGAAGCCAACACGCGCGUUCCUUGGGAGGAUCUGCGCUAUCUCUUUGGCGAAAUCAUGUAUGGCGGCCACAUAACAGAUGACUGGGAUCGCCGUCUGUGUCGCACUUACUUGCAAGAGUUUAUGCAGCCCGAGCUAAUUGACGGCGAGCUCUCAUUUUGCCCUGGCUUUCCAGCUCCCGGUAUACUCAAAUAUCAAGGUUACCACGAUUAUAUUGAUGACAAUUUGCCGGCCGAGAGUCCAACGCUUUACGGCCUGCAUCUAAAUUCCGAAAUAGGCUUCUUAACAACCGUUUCGGAACGUCUAUUCCGCAUCGUUUUCGAGCUGCAGCCACGCAUUGCUGGCGCUGAUUCGGGUUCCGGCGAAACGCAGUCGCAGGAGGAUGUAGUCAAAAGCAUGAUUGAAGAUUUGCUCGAUAAAAUACCUUCGCCAUUUAAUAUACCCGAAUUGAUGGCGCGUGUCGAAGAUCGUAAUCCCUAUAUUAUAGUUGCGUUCCAGGAGUGUGAGCGCAUGAAUAUACUAAUGUAUGAAAUAAAGCGCUCACUACACGAACUUGAGUUGGGCUUAAAGGGUGAGCUAACUAUUUCUUCAAUUAUGGAGGCGCUUAUGCAAUCACUAUUUUUGGAUCAAGUGCCCGAGUCGUGGACAAAGCUUGCCUAUCCCAGUUUGUUGGGCUUGCAAUCAUGGUUUGCCGACUUGCAAUUGCGUUUGCAUGAACUCGAAGGCUGGGUUGCUGAUUUCCGAAUGCCGUCAUCCAUUUGGCUGGGCGGGUUCUUCAAUCCACAGAGUUUGCUUACAGCCAUUAUGCAGCAGACAGCGCGUAAGAAUUCUUGGGCUUUGGAUCGAAUGUGUCUCAAUUGUGAUGUGACAAAGAAAACGAAAGAGGAAAUCAAUGCACCACCCAAAGAAGGUUCCUAUGUUAAUGGCUUGUUUAUGGAAGGCGCACGCUGGGACAUGAAAAUGGGCACCAUUGCUGAUGCUUAUCUAAAAGAACUUUUCCCGGCAAUGCCGGUAAUUUUUAUCAAGGCCGUGCUAUUGGACAAGCAAGAUACGAAAAAUAUUUACGAAUGUCCUGUAUACAAAAUACGCAUGCGUGGGCCCACUUUCGUUUGGACGUUCAAUCUGAAGACCAGAGAGAAGGCUGCCAAAUGGACAUUGGCUGGAGUUUGCUUGCUAUUGCAAAUCUAA